Brassica napus (rape) is the source of this 2817-nucleotide messenger RNA. RefSeq names its product putative cyclic nucleotide-gated ion channel 19. The record is from RefSeq and is a predicted model, not a curated record. Gene Ontology annotation, biological process: monoatomic ion transport; transmembrane transport. Gene Ontology annotation, cellular component: membrane. Lineage: Eukaryota; Viridiplantae; Streptophyta; Magnoliopsida; Brassicales; Brassicaceae. The transcript is spliced from 8 exons. Bases 96 to 1781 code for a protein of 561 amino acids. Gene Ontology annotation, molecular function: monoatomic ion channel activity.
CUGUCAUCUGUCUUCUCCUUCUUCUCUGUUUCAUCGUUUUGUACUUUUCUCCAGCUAACCUUAGGCUUUUGGGGGACCAUCUUCUCGUCCAGAACAUGGCUUCCCGGAACGAAAACGAAAGCGACGAGUUUCCCAUGCUUCGUCAAUUUCCAGAAGCAAGAUCUCGUGCUUUACACUCGAGGAAUCGUAGCAUUUCCUUCUCUGAUUCAACUUACUCCAGUAACAGAGUUGAAAACUCAAGUGGCCCUCGUCGAACACAGAGUAGACCAUCUCCUUCCGUGCACAUGAGUGGUCCUCUUUACGAUACUCGUAGACCUGAUCAGUCUUUCUUCCCUCCCUCUCCUGUUCAACCUCCUGCAUCCUCCCUCUCCUCCUCUACCGUUGAUAUUCCUUCCGAAGAAGUUGUUGAAGCCCUCUUGAAAAACGCAAAUCUAUUGAAGUCUGGACAGCUAGGGAUGUGUAACGAUCCUUACUGUACUACUUGUCCUUCUUACUACAACCUCCAAGCUGCUCAGUUUCACACUUACGGAACCCAAGUAAAUGUUACACACAACCGCCAAGCUCUGCAUGAUUAUGAUAGAGGCUGGGCUAAGCUGCUUGCUUCCUAUGUUCGUAGAUGCCUACCUGGAAUCAUAAAUCCUCAUUCCAAAUUCGUUCAAAUGUGGACUCGUUUCUUAGCCUUUUCAUGCUUGCUGUCUAUCUUUAUAGAUCCUGCCUUCGUAUACCUCUUAUUAAUCAGAGAUGACAACAAAUGCACAGAUAUUGAUUGGCCUAAGGCGACAUUAUUUUUGUUUCUGAGAACUAUGUCGGAUUUUGUAUUCUUCAUUAACAUUCUGCUUCAGUUUCGGUUGGCCUAUGUAGCUCCUGAGUCUAGAAUAGUUGGUGCUGGCCAGUUAGUUGAUCAUCCAAGGAAAAUUGCUUGUAAUUACUUGCGAGGCAAGUUUUUUCUUGACGUGGUGAUAGUCUAUCCUGUGCCACAGCUGAUGAUAUUAUCGAUACUACCCAAGUCAGAAUUUGAGGAGAACGCUAUAAUUGGCAUAUUUCUAUUCCAGUACAUUCCAAAGCUAUACAGGCUUCUUCCACUUAUUGCUGGACAAACACCGACCGGGUUCAUCUUUGAGUCAGCUUGGUCUAAUUUUAUAAUUAAUCUUCUCACCUUCAUUCUUGCUGGUCAUGCUGUUGGUUCUUUCUGGUAUCUUGCAGGGCUCCAGAGAGUUAACAAAUGCUUGUUACAAGCUGGGAAUUUUACGAUGGAUGAACGUAGAUAUCUUAUAGACUGUACUUCUGGGGAAAGCUAUCUACGAGCUCUCUGGAGAGAUAGUGAGAGUGUUAAUGCUUGUUUUCAAGACGGUGGAUUUUCAUUUGGGAUCUAUUUGAAUGCAGCCAAUCUUACCACUCAACGUAAUAUCUUCACAAGAUUCAGUUUCUCUCUGUUUUGGGGAUUCCAGCAAAUAAGCACACUUGCUGGAAACCAAACCCCAAGUUACUCAGUAGGGGAGGUUUACUUUACAAUGGGCAUCAUCGGACUAGGGCUUUUGCUUUUUGCGCGGCUUAUCGGUAACAUGCAUAACUUCCUUCAAGCUCUUGAUAGAAGGAGGACGGAAAUGAUGCUGAGACAGCGUGAUGUGGAGCAGUGGAUGAGCCAUAGACUGUUGCCAGACGAUAUAAGGAAGUAUGUUCACUACUUCAUAUAUAUCCUUUUAAACUUUGCUUCUCAUUUGAAUUGGGCUGAACUAACUCAGUGCUUUGUUCAACAAAUGCAGGAGGGUGCGAGAGGCUGAGCGGUUCAAUUGGGCUGCUACUAGAGGAGUUAAAGAGGAGCUGAUUUUUGAGAAUAUGCCUGAUGAUAUUCAGAGAGAUAUAAAACGCCAUCUGUUCAAGUUUCUCAAGAAGGUAAACAAGCAUAAGCACAAUGAAUACAUUUCACUAAAUAUUUUUCUGUGUACUGUAGAAAGAGGUAGUUCUGAACUGUUAUUGGUAUGCAGGUGUGGAUAUUUUCUUUGAUGGAUGAAUUGAUCUUAGAUGCUAUCCGUGAGAGGCUGAAACAAAGGAGGUACAUAAGGAGUAGCACGGUGUUGCGCCGUAAAGGUCUAGUUGAGAAAAUGGUAUUCAUAGUGAGAGGUGAGAUGGAGAGCAUUGGAGAAGACGGUUCUGUUCUGCCAUUGUCAGAAGGAGACGUUUGUGGUGAAGAACUCCUCACUUGGUGCCUCGAACGCUCUUCGGUAGACCCUGGUACGCCUCCUUUUGCUAAUAGCUUUGUGGUCUAUGUGUUUGUAACUCCCUAAGAUUGGAAGUGGAUAUGUUAAUGAAACUUGCAGAUGGGACGAGGAUAAAGAUGCCGACAAAAGGUUUGGUUAGCAACAGAAGUGUUAGGUGUGUGACAAACGUGGAGGCGUUUUCGCUGAGUGUAGCAGAUCUUGAAGAUGUAACGAGCUUGUUCUCUAGAUUCCUAAGGAGCAACCGUGUGCAAGGAGCCAUAAGGUAUGAGUCUCCUUAUUGGAGGCUACGAGCAGCUAUGCAGAUUCAAGUGGCUUGGAGAUACGGAAAGAAACGACUUGAGAGAAAAAAACAGAAUGGUGACACAGAUGAGUGCUGUGCCUGAAGGGUAUCGGUUAAGUUGGUCAUUUCUUCCAGUGAGGAAACAACUUGAUACAUGUGGAAGCAGCUAGUUGGAGAAAAAUAGUUUACAUUGGAUUCAUUAGAAUAGUUGUGUAAAUUCUAAUGUGCAAUGUCUAUGGUGUUCCAAUAACAAACAUCAAUACAGUGUUUAUCAGCACUGAAAUUGAUACUCUCCCAUUUAGUUAAUAUUGGUCAUAA